AUUGACAAUAAUUCCAAGAUUCCUUCUUAUUCAUUGCGCGUAAGCUUUUUCUUCGGUAGAACGGGAAUCGGAAAACCCAAAUCAAUUUGGUUUUUUUGCAGCUGUAAUUUCCAAAAAAGAAGAUGAUUGAGGUGGUGCUGAACGAUAGGCUUGGGAAGAAGGUGCGAGUGAAGUGCAACGACGAUGAUACAAUCGGCGAUCUGAAGAAGCUGGUCGCGGCUCAGACUGGAACCCGGGCCGACAAGAUCCGGAUCCAGAAGUGGUACAACAUCUACAAAGAUCACAUCACUCUUAAGGAUUACGAGAUCCAUGACGGCAUGGGCCUUGAGCUCUACUACAACUAAACCCUAGUUUACUCUUGCAAUGGAAGAACAUGUAGAUCUUGAUACAGACCAAUUCUUGUUUCUUUUAUGUUAAUGUAAAAUGACUCAUGAAAUAAGAGUAUGAUUGAUGAAGAACUACUUGUGAGAAUAUUGUGCAAAACCUGUUGGUCAUUGUUAGUUUCCGUCCUACACGACGUGUUCUGUUCUCCAGAUGGUUUGAGAUUUAAAUGCAUGGUAUUGUCUGUCCGUAUUGAACCUAUCAUAUUUCCUGUAUCGAGAAAUUAGUCGUUAUAACCUUA
This is a messenger RNA of Olea europaea var. sylvestris, 622 nucleotides long. Its product is annotated as ubiquitin-like protein 5. Gene Ontology annotation, cellular component: nucleus; cytoplasm. The record is from RefSeq and is a predicted model, not a curated record. Gene Ontology annotation, molecular function: protein binding; protein tag activity. Lineage: Eukaryota; Viridiplantae; Streptophyta; Magnoliopsida; Lamiales; Oleaceae. The transcript is spliced from 2 exons. Gene Ontology annotation, biological process: protein modification process; mRNA splicing, via spliceosome. Bases 123 to 344 code for a protein of 73 amino acids.